Phytophthora infestans T30-4 is the source of this 2763-nucleotide messenger RNA. RefSeq lists its product as uncharacterized. NCBI's taxonomy places the organism in Eukaryota, Oomycota, Peronosporomycetes, Peronosporales, Peronosporaceae. The record is from RefSeq and is a predicted model, not a curated record. Bases 1 to 2763 code for a protein of 920 amino acids. The transcript has 9 exons.
AUGGAAGAUCUCGGUUUUUUUAAUGAGCGCGAGGCGGAAUGCUUCGAACGUGAAGACACGCUGUCCCAAUCGGAUCUCGAAAAACUCAAUGUAGACGAAAACAUGCCGGAGAUGGAGAGAGCUGAGAAGCUUCUCAAGAUGGGGUUAGACAAGCAGAAAAUUAGCAUCUUGAACUCGAUACCGAAGAUUUUGGCAAGCAACAACUCGAAGGCAAACCUCAGUCUUAUUCUGGAUUGCAUGAAGGGUGUGUGGCAAAAGUAUGAAUCGGAGAUUAAUGCGGACGCUGCAGUUCUUCUGGAGUUAUUCAACGGACUGGCGAGCUUAGCAUGCGCAACAGUCGAUGGAAAAGUACUGAGCUAUCCGACUGUCACAUUACACGAGGAAUAUGCUCAGCAACUUGAGACUUGCUGGACGGAGAAGAAGAAUGCGGUGUUUCUCCUUUCGGACGAACAGGUCACAAAGUUACUGGUUCCUUUUGCACUCGAUAUUAUCGCCGACAUCCAGCAAAAGGACUACGCUGAGGAAGCUAGCUCAGUCGUUGUUGCACUCCUUCCACGCAUUGGCACUGCACUGAAGAAGACACAGAUUCUUCGAGUGGCUAUAGAGAAGGGGGAUGUUUCUCAAACCCCUGGCUCGAGGCUUAUCUGUUGCCUCGUUCUAGGCGCCGUCACCGCUUUGAACCUCUUGUCUGCUCCAGAUAUCGAAGGGCUUUAUUUCCAAAAGAUGAUGUCGUUAUGCCAAGACACAGAUGCGGAAGUCCGCAGAUGUAUGUGCAUUCAACUAGACGGACUCGCCCGGGCAGUCGGAGAGGAACAUGCGUGUAAGGAGCUACUACCAGAGCUGUUGGAGCUGCUAAAUGAUGAAGAAGAACAGGUCAAGCAAACAGCCUUUCUCACGCUACUGUCAUUAUUUGACUUUUUUCCAGCUCGCGACCGCACCAAGCAGAUACUUCCCGAGUUUGUCGGGAUAGCUGAGUCACUUCCAGACUACCUCAUUCCAUCUCUAGCCGAGCAGUAUGGCCAGCUUGUCACAAAGCUAGCCACGCUUAAUCAUCUCGGAAACGACACGGGUCAAGUGCUUUUGCAAGGUUAUUCGAAGCUAUGUUCGCAUGAAGAACUGGAGAUACGACAAUACUGCGCAUAUAAUUUUCCUGCCCUCGUGAAAGCUUUUGGGUCUACGUAUAUAUCAACGUUAAUGGACGACUUGCUAACUAAGUUGGCAAGUGAUCCCAGUGAAGAGGUUCGGCAUCAUAUAGCUGCUGGAAUCCAUGAAGUUGCCACACUGUUAGGACAGCAACGAGCGAUGCGGUACCUCAAAGCUUUAGUACUGAAUUUGAUGAACGAUGAAUCACCGUUCGUUCAGGGAAUGGCAAUAUCUCGAGUGCCACAACUGCUAGCUGCUAUGCUCAACCCCAGCGACGAGGAUCAAAAGACUGCGAUCCUUGAUUCGAUAAUCAAGUCGGUUGUCGAAUACCAUGCUAUUUUACCACCAAGCCGUAAUCGAGACCAGCUCGUGCUUCUUGAAACAGUGCAUAGCUUUCCAUCGUGGUUUUCGUCGACACAAAUGUACGAAAUGGUGAUUCCGAUUAUAUUCGAUUGCAUCGAAGAUGGCGCUCGUCCAGUCCAGUUACUUGCUAUGCAAGUAGUGCUCAAGUGUAUUCGGUAUAAUGACACUGCCAACCAUCGAUACUCCCUACUCAGCAGGCUACGGACAGAAUAUGGUCACUCCAAAAGCUACUGGCGUCGAAUUCUCUAUCUCGACGCGUGCGUCUACGCGCUGACCGUGAAUAGUAGACUUUAUUGCCAACGCAAUUUUCUCGAGGUAGCUAUUGAUUUGCUUGACGAUCCCGUGCCCAAUGUUCGAUGGAAAGCAAUAUCUCUCGUGCCUCUUUGGAAAAACGCGCUUUGUUAUUUAUCAGACGAGAAGUGUCUAAACCGGAUCCGACAAUUCUUGGAUGAAUCAACUAUCGAUAGUGACCGAGAUGUCGCGAAUGCGCUUCAAGAGACUCGCCAAACUGUGGAAACCAGUAGUAUCGGACAGCAACGUCGACCCCAAGACGAUGCCGACGAUAAGCGAAAGUUGAGUGAAGAGGAAAACUUGGGGUUGACGACAGAUCAUGAGGAUUCCUCGGCAGACUCAAAGUGGUCAAGUAUGCUUGAGUACACUUUAGUUGUAGGGAAAGACGGCCAAGUGGUUCGACGAGCUCGAGUUAAGUCAUUCGACCUGGUGAACAAAAUCGUCCGAGUGCCUGGGAAAGACACUGGGCGUUCAGGUACAAUGAACAUGAGUGGCGGAUUGGGAGGCAUGUCCAGUGGAAGCAGCUCUAUGACCUUGGCGAUGGGAAUCGGAUCCAAGUCUGACUCGAGCAAAAUGAAGGCAACAGUCCCGAAAACGUCCAAUAAACCCGCACCACCUAUAACAACGCUUCCAAACUGUACAACAGCUCGACCUGGGCACGCAAAGAUGCCACAAGCAGUCAAGGCUGUCAAUUCGACGGGUAAAGUGAUAACAUCGGGGGGCAAGAACUCUGGACCCACCCGCUCGGGGACCGGUUUACCUAAGGACAGCGGUGUGAUCACUAAGAUCCCCAUAAUUAGGCCGUCGGCCCCUGUUAAACGUGAAACGAGUCCGUCAAGUGGAACGAAGCCCAGCAGUGCCACCUUGGUGUUGGCACCGGCACCAUCAAGCAGAUUAGGAACAAUAGACAACGGCGCUCUCAAACAGCAGAAAGCCCCUGGUAUACCAGGAACUCCUAAACGCUAG